CUGGCCGGGCUGAGCUCAGGGAGCUGCUUGGCAGUGCCAGAGCCCAGGCCCCAGAGCCCUGCUGAGAGGAGGUGCGCUGUGGAGGCAGGAGCAGUUGCUGCCCAGGCCCUGUGGGAGGUGAGCCAGCACCAUGGCUGAAGGCUACACAGAGCUGGAGAAGGCGGUGGUGGUCCUGGUGGAGAAUUUCUACAAAUAUGUGUCCAAGCACAGCCUGGUCAAGAACAAGAUCAGCAAGAGCAGCUUCCGCAAGAUGCUGCAGAAGGAGCUCAACCACAUGCUGACGGAUACAGGCAACCGGAAGGCAGCAGACAAACUCAUCCAGAACCUGGACGCCAACCACGACGGGCGCAUCAGCUUCGACGAGUACUGGACCUUGAUAGGCGGCAUCACGGGUCCCAUCGCCAACCUCAUCCGCCAACAGGAGCAGCAAUGCAGCAGCUAGAGGACCUCGGGCCGCCCCAGCCUCGCCGCGAGCCCUGCUCUGUCCCUCCCCUCCCGUGCAGCCCCAGGCCCGCCUCAGCCCUCCCCGCCGGUCCACCCUGCAGACCUACCCUAGUCCGUCCUUGCUGAACUGGGUGGACAUGCCUCCGUGAAUCUCAGUCCCUGGAGCCACCAGGCGCAGAGUGCUCCCCAGCGGGCUCUCCAUGCUGGCCCGGGAUCUCUGGAGGUCAGCCCCUGCGCCCUCCCAGCGUCUGACUGUGAGGUCAGCUUGGGGCCGCUCUCUCUUCCUCUGGCAGUGGCAGCAGCCGCGGCUCCCCGUCCUGUGAGCACUCCUGGGUGGGGAGGCCCUUCUGGGGCUCGCCUCCAGCGGCCUCUCUGCUCAGCCACCCACACCAUGGAAGUGAAGGCUGGGUUUGGAGCUUGUAUCCUCCUCCCCACACUUUGUGACGGUCAU
Molecule: messenger RNA, 895 nt
Organism: Ochotona curzoniae (black-lipped pika)
Lineage: Eukaryota; Metazoa; Chordata; Mammalia; Lagomorpha; Ochotonidae
Gene: S100A16
Product: S100 calcium binding protein A16
Exons: 3
Coding region: 131-442 (103 amino acids)
Cellular component (GO): nucleus; perinuclear region of cytoplasm
Molecular function (GO): calcium ion binding
Source: RefSeq, a predicted model, not a curated record